AUGGCUUGGGAGAUUAAAAAGAACGCAAAUGCUUGGUCAUUUGUAUUUGUUAGUGGUGGCUAUGUCAUGUUGGGAUCACGUGAUAAGAGUAUAAAUAGCAGCGCAGAGUUUUGCUCAAUUGAGGAUUUUGUCUUAAAAGGAACUCUACAACAACCAAUCGUUCAAGAGUUUGGACGUGACGCCUUCCAAGAGAUUUACGAUAAGGCAAACAAGAUACACUCACAAAGAAAUCAAAAGACAUCAUCACCACAAGCUUCUUAA
Messenger RNA from Cavenderia fasciculata, 261 nucleotides. RefSeq lists its product as uncharacterized. The record is from RefSeq and is a predicted model, not a curated record. The coding region runs from base 1 to 261 and encodes 86 amino acids. NCBI's taxonomy places the organism in Eukaryota, Evosea, Eumycetozoa, Acytosteliales, Cavenderiaceae. The transcript is spliced from 2 exons.